This is a messenger RNA of Raphanus sativus (radish), 1567 nucleotides long. RefSeq lists its product as uncharacterized. Gene Ontology annotation, molecular function: protein dimerization activity. The transcript has 3 exons. Lineage: Eukaryota; Viridiplantae; Streptophyta; Magnoliopsida; Brassicales; Brassicaceae. The coding region runs from base 89 to 1567 and encodes 492 amino acids. The record is from RefSeq and is a predicted model, not a curated record.
CUCACCGAAGGGUUCUGUGUUCAUCAGGUCUAAAGAGGUGUCUGAAGUUGUGAAAGACGCAACAUUGCUGUUCAAGCUUCUGGAUGAUAUGGUUGAGGAAGUUGGAGAGAUGAAUGUCGUUCAGGUUGUGACUGACAAUGCUUCCAACUACGUGAAGGCUGGGAAGCUGCUUGAAGCUAAACGCCCACAUCUGUUCUGGACUCCUUGUGCUGCCCAUUGUCUUGAUCUGAUGCUGGAGGACAUCGGAAAGGUGCAAGCUGUUAAGGAUGCUAUGAAGAAGUGUAUGUUUGUCAAUGCAUACAUCUACUGCCGUGUUCCUCUGGUCAAUAUGAUGAGAAGGUUCACGAACCAGAGGAACUUGCAUAGGCCUGCUGUAACUCGUUUUGCAACUUCCUUCAUCACAAUGAGUCAAUUUCACCUUCAACAAGCCAAUUUGAAGAAGAUGGUGACCUCAGAGGAGUGGAACAAGUCGAAGUGGCCUAAAGAAGCAGGAGCAAGAAAGAUGAAGCAGUAUAUCCUUCAAGAGGGCUUCUGGAGGAACGUAGCUUAUGCUCUUAAGCUAACUUGUCCCUUGGUGAAGGUCCUCCGGAUGGUUGAUGGUGAGAAGAAGCCAGCAAUGGGGUAUAUCUAUGCUGCAAUGGAUAGGGCAAAGGAAACUAUUGCUAAGAGUUUCAAAUGGAAGAAAGAGAAGUAUGAGAAGGUCUUUGAGAUGAUAGACAAUCGCUGGAACUGCCAGUUACAUCAACCACUUCAUGCAGCAGGUUAUUUCCUCAAUCCAGCUGUUCAUUAUGCUCAUACGGUUGAUGUUUGUUGUGAGGAAGUGGAGACUGGCUUGUAUAACUGCAUCACAAGGCUGGUUCGAGAGCCUGCUGUUCAAGACAAGAUCAUGGUGGAGCUUGAAGUCUUUAAGAAUGCAAGUGGCCUCUUUGGUCUUCCCAUGGCUAUUAGGCAAAGGGAGAUGAAAUCACCAGCUGACUGGUGGUCAACAUACGGAUCAUCAGCUCCAAAUCUCAGAGACUUUGCAGUCAAGGUGCUAAGUCUUACAUGCAGUGCAACAGGUUGUGAAAGAAACUGGGGAGUCUUUCAACUUCUGCAUACCAAGAGAAGGAACCGACUAGCUCAAGGCCGAUUGAAUGACAUGGUGUUUGUCAAAUACAAUCGUGCUUUGCAGCGUAGGAUGAGAAGAAAUGAUGCCAAGGAUCCAAUUCUGUUGGAUGAGAUAGAUGAUAGCAAUGAAUGGCUAAUGGGGAAGAUGGAUGGGAACUCAUCCAAUGAUGAAGAUGAUGAUUUUGUCCAUGAUGAUGAAGACUUGACAUGGAGUGUGGUGAGCGAAGCAGUAGGAGCUGAAGAACCUAGCUACACUACUAGGGGAGCAAAACCUGCUAAGGACAACAAAGGGAAAGGAAAAGCUACUCCUUCAACUCAGAGCAAACGCUAUGGUCCAUCAUUUUCUCAUUUGGAGUUGGUUGAUGAAGAUGAUGACGUUGAAGGGGAGUUAGAAAAAGAUGCUAGCUUCUGGAAGGAUUUGGAAUUGGAGUACGAGGAGAGUGGUUCUGAAUCUGAGUAG